GUAUGGCCCCUUCGUUCGAUGACCCUUGGAGUCAACAAUCGGAAAUUUACCUACCGUGUUAUCUUUUCUCCAACAUAACCUAAGCGCAUGGAGGAUAUCCUAUAGAAAUCAACUGUACCUUCUAAGCUACUAAAAAGAGAACUAUACUGAAAGAAUUUUCCUGGUUAUACGGUCACUGGGUGUUUGUGAGUAGAAACACUUGUUCUUCGUGGUAUCGGUUGUAGCGCAGGGCUGAACGAUUGAGGAACUAAAGCACAACCCUUCAAAUCGGGGCAACAUGUACGACGACGACGAGGAGGAAAGCUUCGGUGGUUCGAUCGAUAUCGAUCACCACCAUCAUCACCAUCACCACCAUCACCACCAUACGGAUGAUUACUCCGCAAUGGAUGAGGACCCGGACGACAAAGAUGAUACGAAACGAAAAUCCCGCAAUCUUAGCGAGAAGAAGCGCCGUGACCAGUUCAACCUACUGGUCAACGAGCUCAGCUCGAUGGUGUCAUCCAAUAGUCGAAAGAUGGACAAAUCGACCGUGCUGAAGUCGACGAUCGCAUUCCUGAAGAGCCAUAACGAGAUCGCGGUCCGAUCGCGUGUCCACGAGAUCCAAACCGACUGGAAGCCGUCGUUUCUGUCCAACGAGGAGUUCACUCAUCUCAUCCUGGAGGCACUGGACGGGUUUAUCAUCGUAUUUUCGUCGACCGGGCGAGUAUUCUACGCGUCUGAAAGUAUUACCUCGCUGCUCGGGCACCUACCGAGUGACCUGCUAAACAUGACCGUUUACGAUAUGGUGUACGAGGACGAUCAAAACGACCUGUACAACAUUCUUCUGAACCCGACGACGGUGGUGGACCCUCUGCAGACGGGCAUCAGCAGGGAGAACCAGGUUACCUUCUCGUGCUACAUCAAGCGGGGGACUGUCGACUAUCGGACGGAUGUGUCGUACGAGAACGUCCAGUUCACGGGCUAUUUCCGAAGCGAUGUCGAGACGGAAUCGCUCAUGACGACAUCCCGCUUUAGCGGCUACACGAGUGACGCCGACUCGCGGCUCGUGUUCGUCGGCACCGGGCGUCUGCAGACGCCCCAGCUGAUCCGCGAAAUGUCCAUCGUGGACAACACGAAAAGUGAGUUCACCUCUCGGCACAGCCUCGAGUGGAAGUUCCUGUUCCUCGACCACCGUGCGCCACCCAUCAUCGGCUACCUCCCGUUUGAAGUGCUGGGAACUUCCGGGUAUGACUAUUAUCAUUUUGACGAUCUGGAAAAGGUGGUGGCUUGUCAUGAAGCAUUGAUGCAGAAAGGCGAGGGAACGUCGUGCUACUACCGGUUUCUUACCAAAGGCCAGCAGUGGAUCUGGCUGCAGACGCGCUUCUACAUUACCUACCACCAGUGGAACUCGAAGCCGGAGUUCGUCGUGUGUACGCACCGGGUGGUGAGUUACGCGGACGUGAUGAAGCAGAUGCGCAACCAGACGGCGGGCGAUGGUAAGUUCUCCGAGGACGCGGACAGUAUCAGUGUGCACGGGACGGAACGGAAGCUGCAGCAGUCGUCCUCGCAGAGUUUGCUCGCGACUUCACCGUGGAGUUCGAAGAGCUCCCGUACAUCCCGGGUCGCAGCGACUCCUUGCGUCUCACCCACCGGUCUGUCGAACCGGGGACGCCAUCGGUACAACACCUACCACGGUCCGGGGUCGGAUUCGGCCACUUCCAUCUCCACGGAAUCUCACACCAGCCGACAGUCGCUUGUCACACAACAUUCCCGCUCCCGGAUGCGUACCAGUACCUUCCCGUCGAAAGUUUCCUCACACGGUAGCCAGCAGGAUCGGCAAGGAGCCACUCAUUUUCUACUCCAAAAUCAGCAGCAGCUGCAGCAGCACCAACAGCAGCAGCAGCAGCAACUUCACCACCAACAACAUCACCAAGAACAACAACAGCAGCAUCAGCAGUUACAGCAAAAUCAGAUGCAGCAGCAACAGCAGCAACUACAUCAGCAGCAGACGCAUCUCCACCAACAGCAGACACAGUUGCAGCACCAACAGAUGCAAGCACACCAUCAGCAGCAGCACCUACAUCAUCAACAUCUCCAGCAGCAACAACAGCAGCAGCAGCAACAGCAGCAACAACAGCAGCAAAGUCAUCAACGUCCACAUCCUUCGCAAGCGCCGCAUGCUUCGAUGGUACAAAACCCUUCCGAAACUGAUGGAUACGGGUCUCAGCUGCAAGGUCAGCAACAGCAACAUCCACAUUCCCUCCACCAACACCACCACCAGCAGCAGCAGCAUCAUCACCAUCAGCAGCAGCAGCAGCAACAACAGCAGCAGCAACAGCAGCCAAUACAAGCCACUCUAGCGGCAACCCCGUCCACGACUACGAUACGAGCGUCGGCCACGAUCAUCACCCCACCAGUGACGCAGAUCAUCAGUGCGACCGGGUUCAUCGAAACGCAGCAGUAUUUGACGGCCAUCCCGGUGCAGCCGGUGGCCAGCUUUUCCGAGACGGCGCCCGGUAUGCUUUCCCCGCUGCAGUCCACGUCGCCUCACGGGACGUUCUCGGCCGUCGCUGCACACCAUUCGGCCGUGGCGGGCGCCGGUGGCGUCGUGCUGACACCCUGCCAGAAUCAGGUGCAGGAUCAGCUGCAGCGCAAGCACGAGGAGCUGCAGCACCUGAUCAUCCAGCAGCAGGAGGAGCUGAGGCGUGUGCAGGAACAAUUGCUGAUGGCACGGUACGGCUUGCUGCCGUCGAUCGUAUCGCUCCCGUUCCCGCCGGCCCCUAGCAAUGGAGCAGGGCCGAGCCAUGGACCACCGGAGCGCAGUACUCCGUUCCUGCAGCAUCAUCAGACGGCGCAAGGGGCAGCGUUUCAUCAUCAUCAUCACCACUACCACCCAUCGGCGUCGGGUGGGCAAACACAGCAGCCACCUAGUCACCCGGGAGUGGUUCAUGCACAACAACCACAGGCUCAGCAGCAGCAGCAGCAGCAACCGUCCCAAGGGCAGCAACAGCAAGAUCAGCAACUAUUAUCGGUUCCUCCCGACCAGAAACCUAUCAUUCAUUCCGAUUCCGAGCAGCUUAACUUCACCGACCCCGGCCAAGGGAAGCUGUCCGAGUCGGGUGAUAUGGUAUCGUAUAUGCAGCUCACACCGGUUCCUAUACACCAUCUGCAACAGCAUCAGCAGCAGCAGCAACAUCACCGGCACCAUCAUCCCUCCAGCCAAUCGUCGGCAUCAACUACACCCGCCUCAUCCGCCCUGAACCAGCCGCAGCAUCAGCUGAUGCAAAUGGGCGCCACGCCGGGCGAUGGCUCGGAAACAUCGGGCAGCAACAUGAGCAACAGCAUGGGACUGCUGCAGUAUCAGAUGGCUCCCGAGCAGGCACAGAUUCUCUUCACCUCGGGCAUGGAACAACAGCAGGGGCAGGCACAGCAGCAACCACCGAGCCAACAGCAACAGCCACCACCACAACCACCACAACCCCCUUCGCAACACCAAGGAGCGGGGAGUUCCGAUGCCGGAUCCCGAACGCAAGGUAGUGAGAUGUAGAGAAUGUCAGGGAGAAGAUAAUGGUGGAAUUUCGAUCCUGAGUCUUGUAGUGAUAACAGAUUUCAACCAAAAGUAAAAAUGGGCCUAGGAUUGAGCUUAGCUUAUUAGAGGUAAGAACCUCCCACAGGAAGGAAUGCCUACCAAGGGACCUCAGAAGAGGAUGCUUCUGAACCAAACCAACCUACACCCACAUGUACAUAGCGAACGUAAACGUUUUUCAUCCACCAAAGAGGGGUAUUUUGAAGGAUAGCCAUAGAUGGUAGUGUUUAUACGACGAUGAAACAAUUAUAAGCCAUUGUAAAAAUAAAGUAGUGCAAGAGAAGGAAUAACCAAGAGGAACACGGGGAACACGGUUUCAGGAAGGUGAAACGUUGCUCCAUCGAGCAGGUAGUCGUUAAGGAAGUGGUGAUAAUCGAAUAACGUACGGUAGACAUUGGAUGGUCGCAGCCAUUGGAGGGCUAAGGAGAGCGGACCUGUUUGAAACAAGAGGCUGGGAAGCGAAACGAUUUUUGCUAUGCACUUUAUAUAAUUAUUUUGUACUUGUAAAAGCUAGGGACCGAUCAAUUACUGGUAAGAGCAGCAUUUUUUAAAUGUAGGAACAGUACCAGAAAGAGAGAUCUAUCGAGAUAGAAUAAGUGGUUAGUAAAAAAAUUAGUGGAAUAAAAAAUAUCAAA
This is a messenger RNA of Anopheles coustani, 4200 nucleotides long. RefSeq names its product circadian locomoter output cycles protein kaput (gene Clk). Bases 278 to 3526 code for a protein of 1082 amino acids. Gene Ontology annotation, biological process: regulation of transcription by RNA polymerase II; circadian regulation of gene expression. The transcript is spliced from 6 exons. Gene Ontology annotation, cellular component: CLOCK-BMAL transcription complex; nucleus; cytoplasm. The record is from RefSeq and is a predicted model, not a curated record. NCBI's taxonomy places the organism in Eukaryota, Metazoa, Arthropoda, Insecta, Diptera, Culicidae. Gene Ontology annotation, molecular function: protein dimerization activity; DNA-binding transcription factor activity, RNA polymerase II-specific; RNA polymerase II cis-regulatory region sequence-specific DNA binding.